This is a messenger RNA of Schistocerca gregaria, 558 nucleotides long. RefSeq lists its product as uncharacterized. Lineage: Eukaryota; Metazoa; Arthropoda; Insecta; Orthoptera; Acrididae. The transcript has 2 exons. Bases 1 to 558 code for a protein of 185 amino acids. The record is from RefSeq and is a predicted model, not a curated record.
AUGGAAUGUGAUGGUGAUAGUGAGUUUGAGAAGGCUUUUAGCGAAGUGGUGGGUGAAACUGUUGUAACUUUAAAUGAGGAGGUACCUCAAACUUUGGAUGAGUGGAGACAUAUACAAAAUAGUUUUGACAUCAAAUGCAAUUUUCCGUCCUUUUGUGGUGCAUUGGAUGGUAAGCAAAUAGCCAUCAAACGUCCACCUGGAAGUUGCACAGAAUUUUACAACUACAAAGGGGGUUACAGCAUAAUACUGUUGGCUUUGGUUGGUGCCAAUUGUAAAUUCAUUUAUGUAGGUGUGGGAACAAAUAGAAGGGCUAAUGAUGGAAGUGUGUUUAGGCUGUCUACUUUGAAAACAGCCACUGACAAAAACAGCCUGAAUUUGCCUCAGGAAUACAUUAUUGUAGCAGAUGACACAUUUCCCCUGUAUACAGAUGUGAUGAAACCAUUCUCAAGAAGGAACUUGUUCUUAGAACAAUGCAUAUUCAACUACCGGUUAUCAAGAGCACGAAGAGUUGUUGAGAACACUUUUGGCAUAUUAGCAGCUAGAUUUAGAAUAUUUUGA